GAUUCCCCAAUCCAUGGACCUACAUCAUGUUUGUGUACUAGAACUGGUAGGCAAUUGCAUUUUUGCUGAAGUAUAACGCAUACUGGAUCAAUGAAUACUGUGAAAGAUAUCCGUGAAGAUCUAGAGGAAAAUUAACUAUCAUCUAAAAGUACAACAAAUCAUAUAAUCGAUAUCGAGAAAAUGGCUGUCCGGGUCAUUGCAAGGUCAGAGCUCUACGCUUUCUUCAUCAUCACUUUGGCGACAGUAUUUAUGAUGGUUACUGCCGACGAUGACAUUCCUGUGGACGUGGUAGUGGUGGAUGUAAGGCCUGUUUUUCUUCGAGGACAUGAUGGGGUGCUGCAAUGUCGCUUUAGAGGUGAACCAUUAGCUGUCUUCUGGCUAAAGGGACCCGAUCUGGCGUCAGAAACAAAUCUAGUCACCUGGUAUCCACCGCCACGAGGAGUCACCGUCCCAGCGUAUGCGACUGGAAGGUAUAACCUGACAGAAGACUUUUCCUUGGUGGUCCAUGACGUCGAGGACGAUGACGCUGGACGGUACAUAUGCACACUCUCCGACUUCAGGGGUUUUAUUCUCACGAACUACACGCAGGCAACGGUUAAAGUUCCACCGCGGAACCCCUUUCCAACUAUUGACCAGUGCCCACAAGAAGAGACAGGAAGUGGAGGAAACCCUUGUAUGCUGACAAUCGAGAUAGGUGAUGACACGACAGAACUAACAUGUCGUGUACGGGGUGCGCCGAGAGGCGUCGUCUCGCUCUCCUGGACCCUCAGUGACGGAACUCUCUCCCAACAAGGUCUGCAAAGAUCUGCCAACCCUGACGGCGAGACAGAAGAUCUGACGCUUACAAUUGACGCAACGCCAAGCAAUGAUUCUUACGUCUGUACUGCCAUUCUGCCGGUGACUAUCCGGGGAGAUGCGACUAUCAGCGUCAUAGUGAAUCCAGCACCAAUCAUAACAACCACCGAAUUCGUAGAAACUACAAAUGCAACAGAUCCGUUCACUGGAGAUCCCGGUAGUAGAUCCCUAGGGACAGUUGUCAUCGCCAUAAUCAUCGCCAUCACCUUACUCAUCACCUUAAUCAUCAUCUCCAUAAUCGUCUUCAUUUGGAGAAGAACAAAGAAGAGGUAUGAACCGUUAAAUGGAGAUAAGAAAUUCAUUACAGGCCCUGUUUCGUAUUUGGAGCUUUGGGAACUUGUCAGAAAGUGUAACCCUCUGGUCACGAAGGAGGUUGUAAACAGGUUGGUGAAUAAUCCUCAGACAGACUCAGGAUUCAACGUCGUACCCUCUAAAGCUAAGUUAUACUAUGAACUCUGUGGAUGGAAGGAGACAACAUCAGGAGAUCACAGUAUUCUCUCCAGAGCCAUAAAAGAAGCUGGGCUGAAAGCAGAAAUAAUUAUGCAGGAUGUCCUUGAUCGUACGUCAAAGGAAAUCUCUCUUGAAGAUCUCGAACACAUUUGCUGGGACGUCCGAGGUUGCAGGGAGACAGUCAAGCCCAUACUGCGAGCAUUGUACCCUCGCCAUAAAGGAAUCCCAAACUGCGGAGAUGAUUCCUGCGAUCCUGGUAAACCAAGAAACGCCGAAAUCAACGAUGACAUGCGGUUAAUGAAGGCAUGGAAGGAACAUUCUAUGACAACGAAACCUGGAUACCAGGAGCCUAAGGAGGAUCACAAAGAAGGGGAAAGAGUACAGAUGAGACAACCAACAUCCAGAUGGAUUUGCUGCUGCCAUAAACAACCUAAAUAUCGGCAUGGUGAUGACAAGAAUGAGCAACAGCCAAUGUUUUCUGCACAGUCCGAAGAGGUAGAACUGGGAGUAGAAAGAUCGUCACCAAACCAAAUGAUUCAACUUUGCCUAGCGUUAGAAAGAGCAGGAAAGGGCGCACAUGGACCUGAUAAGGAAGUCUAUAUUCAACUGGCCAAAACUUUCUUUCAAAUCAAAGAUGAGUACAAGAGGGAAUUGGACAAUGAGGUCAUCAAGGAGUUUGCUCUGAGUAUCACCAAACAACACUACCAGAAUCUUGCAAAAGCCAAGAGAAUUUCAGCGGAAUCCAUUGCCAAAAGGAAUGCUGAAGACCUCAAAGCGGUGUUCAAAACAGACGUUAUGCUUGAGGAAUGGGUACAGGAGCAAAAAUGCAGUAAUUACGAAGUCAGGUGCAGACUGAGGCAAGCAGCAGAACAAUGCAAUCGUCAGGACAUUGCAGAUAUUUUCAUAACCAAAGAACAGAGUGAAUUCAUGGCACCUGUUACAUCACAGCAAACCUCUGUGACAAUUACAAAUGAACAACGCCAGGGUGACAGUAAAACAAAACGUGGUAAGUAGGUUUUAUUCCAAUUCGUCUAAUGCCAGUUCGUCCAAUUGCAAAAUCGUUU
Lytechinus variegatus (green sea urchin) is the source of this 2369-nucleotide messenger RNA. RefSeq lists its product as uncharacterized. NCBI's taxonomy places the organism in Eukaryota, Metazoa, Echinodermata, Echinoidea, Temnopleuroida, Toxopneustidae. Bases 181 to 2319 code for a protein of 712 amino acids. Gene Ontology annotation, cellular component: plasma membrane. The transcript is spliced from 12 exons. The record is from RefSeq and is a predicted model, not a curated record.